GGCCCCGCAGGGCGCGCCUCGCCGAGAGGGUCCGGCCUUCACCGGCCCUGAGCGGCCGCGGCUGCUCGGGCCGCUGCUCCUCCCCGAGCUAGGACUGCUGGAGGGCUGGCCUGGCCGCGCCGCGCCGCCCCCCGCCCCGGGCCUCAGGUGAUGUGGCCACGGUGGUUUAACUUUCGCACUUGAGGCUCUCUGUGGAGUCCUCGGGGCGCGACCGGAGACGGGGUGGAAUUACACCGGGUCUGGAAACGUGAGCCAGGGCGAUGAAAAGAAAUGAAGAAUUGAUAACUAAAAAUCACAAUCAAGAAGACAUAAGUAUUCUUCGUUGUUGGAAAUGUAGAAAAUGUAUAGCAAGUUCUGGUUGUUUAAUGAGAUAUCUUGAGAAUCAAGUGAUUACGGAUAGACAUGAUUCAGCUGAUGAUCAAAAUAUUUGUCAUGUGUGGCACAUGGAUAUAGAAGCUCUUCCAGAAUGGAUAAACUGCCUAAUACAAAAAGCCCAGUGGACAGUUGGAAAACUGAAUUGCCCUUUCUGUGGGGCCCGUUUAGGGGGCUUUAAUUUUGUCAGCACUCCAAAAUGUUCCUGUGGCCAGCUUGCAGCUGUACAUCUCUCUAAGAGCCGGACCGAUUAUCAGCCAACACAGGCAGGCCGACUAAUGAGACCAUCGCUGAAAUACUUGUCACAUCCUAGAGUUCAGUCAGGUUGUGACAAGGAAACUCUGCUGACAGGUGGCACCUCCAAAAACAGAAAUCACAGGCUUUUAAAUAUGGCCCAAAAUAAUAAUGGCCCUGGAAGAUUAACAGAAGCACUCUGCCUGGAGGUACGGUCAACAUAUUUUCAGAUGAAGAAUGAAAAACUGCUCUUCAAAGCAUCAGAUCCAAAAUACCAGCUUUUUGUUCCUCAGCUUGUGACGGGCAGAUGCACUACAAGAGCUUUUCAUAGGAAAUCACAUAGUUUGGAUCUGAACAUCAGUGAGAAACUGACAUUAUUACCCACUUUAUAUAAAAUACAUAGUAAGACUGCUGCUUGUCCCGGGCUAAAUGAAACACAGCCUAUUCACCUUUCAGGCUUGCCUUUAGAAUCUAGUAAAAAUAACUGUUCCUUUCAGAUUUCAUCCAAUUUUGAUCCUAAUAUGCUGCUGCAAAGAUUUUCAGUGACUCCCCGUGAGACCCAGACACAAAGAGGAGGAGAAUUUCAGUGUGGUCUAGAAGCUUCCGCAGUGUACACUGACCAUGCUAGUUCUAACAACCUGACUUUCCUGAUGGACCUGCCCUCAGCUGGUCGGAACAUGAUAGAGGCCUCGGACCAGGAAGAACACCUCUCUCCACUGGACUUCCUGCGCUCGGGCACUUUCUCAUUGGGUGCCAUUAAUCAGAGGCUCAAUAAAAGAGAAAGGGGCAAGUUGAAAAAUCUGAGAAGGAAACAACGAAGGCAUGAAAGAUGGCUACAGAAGCAGACUUUGAAUAAUGAGAUGAGUACAGAUGAUGACAAUGAAUAUGCAGAAGAAAAGGAAAGUUACAUCUGUGCAGUAUGUCUGGAUGUUUAUUUCAACCCAUACAUGUGUUACCCUUGCCACCACAUCUUCUGUGAGCCCUGCUUACGGACUCUUGCCAAAGACAAUCCUGCAAGCACUCCCUGCCCGUUGUGCCGGACAAUUAUUUCCAGAGUCUUUUUCCAGACAGAACUGAACAAUGCCACAAAAACAUUCUUUACUAAAGAGUAUUUGAAAAUAAAACAAAGCUUUCAGAAAUCCAGCUCUGCAAAAUGGCCGCUCCCAAGCUGCAGGAAAGCCUUCCAUCUUUUUGGAGGUUUCCACAGACGUGCAGCCCCAGUUACAAGGAGGCAGUUCCCACAUGGUGCACAUAGAAUGGAUUAUCUGCACUUUGAGGAUGACAGCCGCGGAUGGUGGUUUGACAUGGAUAUGGUGAUCAUCUAUAUUUAUUCAGUGAACUGGGUCAUUGGAUUCAUUGUUUUUUGCUUUCUUUGCUAUUUUUUCUUUCCAUUUUAGGAAUUUUCAUACUUGAGUACAGUUGAACAAUCACAAAUGAUGUAGAUAACAAUUAAACAUUUUUAAAAUGAGAUUUUAUAAUGUUGCAUUGUAUAAAUUGUUGGUGUUUAUAGAAAGUCUGAGAACAAUGGACUUAUUUAUUAAUGUUUUUCAUGUAACAAACUAAGGUUUAUUCAGGAACUAGUCUGUCUAGCACUUAGCAGUGAUGCACUAUUGAUUUCCUAGUUCCUCUUGGUUUAGGAUUUAUGGGCUCUAAUUUUACAAUACCAGUUUUAUACUUAAUUGUAAAGACUGAGGUUUCCCCUCCUUGUAAAAAUACAAAACAAAAUUAUAAUCUGGGUAGAUAGUAUCUUUAUUGACAAAAUAUUUAGCCAAUCACCACUUAUUCUUAGGCAAAUUAUGUGCAUUAAAGAUAAGUUAUAUUUCCUGGGAACUAAUCUAGCAGGGUAUACUCAGUUUUGGUUUCCAAUUAUCUCUGCUUAUUUCCCGUUCUGUUAUCAGGAAAGCUGGCUGUUUUUUUACGUAGACCUAAUAAUAGCUAGCAUUAGUACAACAUGUUUUAUUAUUGUAAGAACAGAAUAGUAAAUGCAAAAAAUCUGAGACUCAUCCCCACCAAUAGAAAGAGAAAUAUAUUAACUCUCCGAAUUGCAGGAUUACUCAUUUGAGGAUAUAAAAAAUGUACCAAUUUUCAGUAGUCUAAAAGAGCAGUGCAUGUCCAAAAUGUAUCUAAUUUAGUAAUUUAACGCAGAGAUUGUCAAAUAUACUGUAAAUGUGCAAUAAAGAGUGGCUUUUAAAUUUUUUUUCAUUGUUUAAGGUGAUUUAAUAUCUGGAAUAAGGAACUGUUGUUAAUAGGCUUAUGACAUAUACGAAGAAAACCUGGCAUUUCUUUUUAUUGUUACGGUAUUGUACCAUAAGCCUUGGAAUUAGUUUUUCCCUUAAUUAAAAAAAAAAAAAAAAAGAAAAGAAAUCUGAACUAUCCCAGUAUAGAAAACAAUUAGGGCAAGCAUCUCAGUUUCAAAAAUGAGAAAACUAAAGCACAAAGAAAUAAGCUUCCUUAUUUCAGUCACUCACGUGGUCUUUGUGUAGCCUAUGAGAACACAGGAACCACUCAGCCAGCAUUCCUACGCUAUGUCAUCACAUUUCUGAUCAUGCAAUACGCAUAUUUUACACAAGGUAAGUGAACCUGUCAUGGCACUUAAAAAAUAAUAUAACCAUCCAAACUGUGGCUGACAAGGCUUCGAGAGUUCAAUCUAGGGAAAGUCCAAAUUCGGCCUAGUUACUACUGACUGUAUUUGAGUAAAAACAGCUAUCUGAUGGUAUGUGGUGUUCUGGGAAAUGCGAUAGAAUGAUACAGUGAAAGAAAACAACAAUGUACAUAAGACAUUAUCAAAUUUAGAAAGCAGUAAACUACAUACAGUUUAGAACCAUCAAUUUUUUGCUCAUGUAUUAAAAUACGUAAGUUAUGCUGUAGCCUAGUGACAUAUAACUAGUAUCUUGGUAAAAGAUGCCGUUGACAAAGCUCAGUAUUACCUUACAGAAAUAAAAAUCGGUAUUUAUAAUCACUAAUGUAUUGCUCAAAGUGAAGGCAAAUUAACAAAACACCUAUGAGGGGGGCAGUAUUUUAGUAAGUUUAAAAUAAAUUCCUGCCAUUUCCCAAGCAACUCCUGGCUUACCAUCCCUAGCAAAUAAGCCUUCAUUUCUCCUAAACUUAAAAGUUGAUUCUAAUUAUAUCUGAAGCAAAGUAGGUAGUGUAAAAGAUACAGAUUUAUCAGAGGAACCGAUUUGAUUCCCAAUAUGUAUUUGUUCAUUCAGUGAUAAUAAGUCUAUAGAUCUGUAUCUACAAACCAAAUACAAAUAAAAAUAACACCCUUAAAAAUAAUAAAUACCCGUAAAGAAAAAAGAAACCAUAGUCUAGAGGAACACACUAAAUGGACUGAUUAUAUAUGACUCUUAUUAACUUGAUCUGAGAAUUACAUCAUUUGCCAUAUUAAAAUUAAAAGUAAAUUUAGAAAAUUAUAAAUUGCUAAUUUUACUUCAAGAUAUUUAAAUUGUAUGCAAAUGGAGCUAAAAGCUGCCAAGUAUUAAGUGCAGUGCUCCCUACAGCUACAGUUUAUUCGAAGCCAGAUAAAAGCUGAGAUGAAAAGAAACCAUUUUCUUCCAGUACCUAUCACACAGUAGCCACCAAUAGAUUAUUAAUAAAUUUAUAAAUAAAUACAUGUAUGAGCUUUAGAGUGACAACAAAUUUUAUGUUCUUCUUGUUUGGUGUCUUUCACAGUAUCAAUCACACAGAAACUCAUUUUCCAAUAAAGAACAAAGGGAAAGAAGAAAAAUCCUAAAACUAAUCAAGUACAACAUUUGCCCUAAUUAUUAUUUAAUAGGUUUAAUUUUCUGAGUUAUGUCUCUCAACAAUUUCUAUUUCUACUGAGCUCAAUUACUGUGAAGGUUAAUUUUCAAUACUCUCACACAUGCGUUUAAAAAAAUGGCCAAACCUAAGUUACAUUUUUUAAUUCUUUCAGCAGGUAAUUUAUUGCUUGAUUAAAAAAGAAAAAUUCACAUGCCAAGAUCAGUUCAUUUUAUACUCAUUAGAAGAGAGGGGAAUCUAAAUUAGACAAAAUGUAAAAGGAACAGAAUUUGUUAUACAAAGACCCUAUCACUUUGAAUCACCAAAUUCAAGAAUAGGAAAAAAAAAACAAAAAACCUAGUAUUUCUCAGUCUGCUAUACUACUAAUACCCACUCUAGUAUUAAAAGCUAAAUAUAGCAACAAAACCAGUAUCACUUUCGUUUCUGCCUUAGAAUCUUGCUUCCAAGAUACCUGGAAUGGCAUGACCAAAAAAAAAGCCAAUUAAUGAAAUUAUCACUUGAAUAUCCUCUGUAUGUUUAAAUGAAAACAGAGGUUUUUUAAAACUUAAUUUUUAUCUGGAUCAUUUGUUAAGGAAUGCCUUAGAAAAGAGAAUACUUUGAUUACAUGCAAUGACAAUUAGUCUUUGACUCUUCAUAGAAUUCUGCAGUUGAAGGCAGAGGACAUUGUCAUACAGCACAGUAUUCCUAAGAUUCUGAAUAUUUUACGCUCAACUUUCACUUUCUUGAAAAGUUUCUGAUUUUCAGUAAUUCUCAGUGUAUGCACUAAGUUCUUUUAUCAGUGUAUGCUUUUCUCCAGGAUGCAUUUAUUUUCCUUUUUUUGUUGAAGACAACACCUAUAGUAAGAAUUGCUUUUAUACAUUUCAGUUUUUACAUAGAUCUUAUGAUGAACAUCAUUAAGAGGUACCUUUAGGCCUGGUAUUAACCUCCUAUGAGAACAAUAUGUAUCUAUUUCAGUGUGCAUUUAUCUUACAGGGUCAGAAAAACAAAUUCUUUCACAUUCCCACUUUUGUUUAGGAUCUCUCAUAUCAUGCAAUAGAUAUACUUUGAGAAUUGUUGGUCUUAUUUCAACACUUCUAAAAUUAGUUUUUGGACUAUUGUCACCAAGUUUAUGGUUACUUCUCCUUGUAUACAUAACUGUAAAUAAAUUAAGUGCUA
Herpailurus yagouaroundi (jaguarundi) is the source of this 5520-nucleotide messenger RNA. RefSeq names its product ring finger protein 180 (gene RNF180). Gene Ontology annotation, biological process: positive regulation of proteasomal ubiquitin-dependent protein catabolic process; serotonin metabolic process; norepinephrine metabolic process. The record is from RefSeq and is a predicted model, not a curated record. Gene Ontology annotation, cellular component: endoplasmic reticulum membrane. The transcript has 7 exons. Bases 261 to 2003 code for a protein of 580 amino acids. Gene Ontology annotation, molecular function: ubiquitin conjugating enzyme binding; ubiquitin protein ligase activity; metal ion binding. Lineage: Eukaryota; Metazoa; Chordata; Mammalia; Carnivora; Felidae.